AUGGUCAAACCACUCACCUUCAAAGGCGACAAGCCCAAAAAGCGCAAGCAGCGCGACCCGGAAUCAGACAAGUCUACCAAAACCCGCAAGACCGCCGUCCCCGACGUCCCCGAGACCAACGACGACCCCGAAGACCAGAGCUGGGUGUCGGCCGAUGCGCCGAGCGACAUCGCCGGCCCGGUGGUCCUGGUGCUACCGUCCGACGAGCCAACGAGUGUGGCCAGUGACGCCAAUGGACAGGUCUUUGCCAGCACGUUGGAGAACCUGGUUGAGGGAGACCCGGGGACAGCGGAGCCGCAUGAUGUGCGGCAGGUGUGGGUUGCGACGCGGGUAGCGGGGACGGAGUCGUUUAGUUUCAAGGGGCAUCAUGGGAAAUACCUCGGUUGCGACAACCACGGCCUUUUCACCGCAACCGCCUCGGCUGUCUCCCCCUACGAAUCCUUCCUCGCAAUCGCCUCCCCGGACAUCCCGGGCGCCUUCUCCCUACAAACGCGCGGCGGCGACGCCGAGUCCUUCCUAAGCAUCAAAGACAGCGCGCGGGCGUCAUCUGGCGUGGAGAUCCGCGGCGACGCGACGACGAUCUCGUUUGAGACGACGCUGCGUGUCCGCAUGCAGGCGCGGUUCAAGCCGCGGAUCCGCGCGACUAAGGAGUCCAAGGCGUAUGAGAAGAUCAGUCGCAAGGAGCUGGAGGGGAUUGUGGGGCGGGCGCUGGAUGAUGAGGAUGUGCGGCGAUUGAGGCGGGCUCGACGCGAUGGGAAUUUCCAUGAGGAGGUUCUUGAUGUGCGGGUUAAGGGGAAGCAUGAUAAAUUUGCUUGA
Messenger RNA from Penicillium alfredii, 816 nucleotides. RefSeq lists its product as uncharacterized. Gene Ontology annotation, cellular component: catalytic step 2 spliceosome; nucleolus; striated muscle dense body. Gene Ontology annotation, molecular function: actin filament binding. The coding region runs from base 1 to 816 and encodes 271 amino acids. The transcript is spliced from 2 exons. The record is from RefSeq and is a predicted model, not a curated record. NCBI's taxonomy places the organism in Eukaryota, Fungi, Ascomycota, Eurotiomycetes, Eurotiales, Aspergillaceae.